This is a messenger RNA of Acanthaster planci (crown-of-thorns starfish), 3301 nucleotides long. RefSeq names its product stomatin-like. Gene Ontology annotation, cellular component: plasma membrane. NCBI's taxonomy places the organism in Eukaryota, Metazoa, Echinodermata, Asteroidea, Valvatida, Acanthasteridae. The record is from RefSeq and is a predicted model, not a curated record.
UUAGAAUUCUGUUUCGUUGUCGUAUUGACUCGUUCGGGAGUCCUUACACUGCUUUUUUCAGUCUUGGGUUUCGACGAAGCUUAAUUUGCCCGAGUGGGGAGGUGCACCAGAAAUAAAUAUUGGAAUACAAUGCUGUUUGCAAACUUGGAUUUGUGAAAUUUGAAAUAUUUGCUGACGAGUGACGAAGAAUCAGAAGGCGGAUUUCUUAGAUGGGGGCAGAUGUUUUCAGCACUACGCGAACAUCAAACUCCCUCAAAAAAUUCAUCUCUGGAGGAAUUCUCAAAUUUGGUCAUUCAGUGGAAAGUUUGAUGAUCAAACAGUUCGUGGGUGUAACAGGAACUUGUCUGUCUAUACGCAGUUUGUACUCUCUGUGGAAAGGGACUGGGGUUGAUUAGUGGCGCCGUUUUCACACACGCACAAAAGAUAUUUGAAGAGAGGCGAUUCGGUGCACAUAAAUUGUGCAGUAUUCAUCUUCUGUAACAAUCCAGAAGUUUGCAUUGAACCAACGGUGGGAAAUAAUCACCUGUUACUCUGGAUACUGGUGACCGUCCCUCGGUAGAACUACAUAGGUCAUUUGCCUUCGAGUGACUACAGAAGACAAGAAAUAUUUUAGUGAAUAUUUCACAACCCUCAGAAAAAAAGUGUCACUGGCCGCUGCAGUUGAUAUGAGAAAAUGGUGGCAUUCCCGACCGUUAACUUUCAGAAACAUUAGAUAAUUCCUCAGAAAUUGCUUGACUUACGAGAUAACCCUAAACUUUGAAUUGUGAUAGCUCGAUUGGCGAAGAUAAUUCGUGGCAUGUUCAGCCAAGUACUAAAACACCCUUCCCCGAAGUCCGAAAGUGUCCAACACGAAAAGACGAGGUUAUAUGUGCCUCCGUGGCAGCUUGUAGCUGUCGUAGGAGACGUGACAACGCAACACUAAGUUAUUCCAUCAUGUGUUUCUUCGAUCAUCGUAUAACCAGAUUAUCAGUACUGCUUUCACAUCAAACGGAAGGACAUGGGAAAAACUAGUCAGUGCUCACGUGCUAGAAAAUAAUGCGAUCACGUUGAAAGAGAUUGGCGUCAUUGCACUCAACAAACUUCACGCGCACAUUGAUGUUCCUCUGGGGAAAGCACACCAGCAGCAGGUCCAACGUGUCAGCACGCAGACACCCAAAGUUUCACCGGAUUGCUUGUUUAUGCUCGAAGCGAGUCUGUACUCCAUUAAUCUUCUUACCCUUUCGCGCAGCUUGGGGCUUAGUCACGUGCACACCGACCUUGCACUUGAAUCGAUCAAACUUCAAAGGUUGGCGGUCUCUUGUGGGCUUCGAAAACUGCUGCUUCGGUUUACUAAAACACACUUACAUCCGAUCAAAUAUUAACAUAUAAGUAUCGCGUUCAGCAGCUCUGAUGACACAGAACGAGGCUGAAAACUUCCCACUUGUUGCGAGCGCAAGCAUGCAGCCGGCUGGCAGAGCAAAACGUGGCGCAAGCCGACGGUUGUAUAUGCAGGAAAGAAAUGACGUUGGACAGAUGACUUGCUGCACGUACGUCCUCUGGUUCUUCUCUGUUCUUUUUAUUUCCUUAACAUUCCCGCUCACCAUCUGGUUUUGUCUCAAGACAAUUGCUGAGUAUGAGCGUGCCAUCCUGUUUCGACUCGGGCGUCUACUGCCCGGCGGACCCAAGGGACCUGGCCUGUUCUUCAUCGUCCCCUGCAUCGAUGAACUGGAAGUGGUGGACCUCAGGACAUUCUCCUUUGACGUGCCACCCCAAGAGAUUCUGUCCAAAGACAGUGUGACGGUAACUGUUGACGCAGUGGUCUACUUUCGCGUGCAAGACCCCACCAUGGCGGUCAUCAACGUGGAGAACUACAAGCGGUCCACCGAGCUGCUUGCCGCCACCACCCUGCGUAACGUCCUGGGCACCAAGACCCUGGCUGAGACGUUGAGCCACAGGGAGGAGAUCAGCAACACCUUGCAGUCUCUGUUAGACGAGGCCACCGACCCCUGGGGGGUCAAGGUGGAAAGGGUUGAGAUUAAAGACGUGCGCCUACCGAGGCAGAUGCAGCGAGCCAUGGCUGCCGAGGCUGAAGCGUCGAGGGAGGCUCGUGCCAAGGUGAUCGCCGCCGAGGGUGAGCAGAACGCCUCCCGCGCCCUGAAGGAGGCGGCCGACAUCAUCUCAGAGUCGCCCAACGCCCUCCAGCUCCGCUACCUUCAGACCCUCAACUCCAUCUCGGCCGAGAAGAACUCCACCAUCAUCUUCCCGCUGCCGAUCAACUUACUCACUGCUGCACUGAAUGAGAAAUAGGCAUCUAGGCCUGAUCAACUCGAUUCAGCAUGACAACGUUAAUUUCGCCAUGUCUCAAUUCGUUUGUUUCGUCUCGCAGUUAUCAACUUUCAAAUUUACAUGGCACGUGGGCCUUCAAGGGGGUUUAAUGUAAUGCCAGUGGCGUAUCCAGGUCUGGUGGAAAAACAAAUGUUCCUCUUUCAGUCCCUUUAAGAUGACAGCAUGUCUCCAGGGGCGUAACUUGCCCCCUCCUUCGAUACACCACUGUAUAAUGCAAUUUUUUAAAGUGCGAUUUUUUUUCCCAAAGGUUUAAAUUACCAUUGAAAAUUCUCUGCACAAUUAUUAUCAUUGUAAAUUUGCACAUGCUCUCGUUUCGAUGGGGUACAGACGAUACACGUUCUUGCAUUACUGUCUACAAGAAAACUCUGAUAAUUUAUAACUUUUUCUUAUUGUUUAAGUCCUACUUGCAUGGUAUAUACUUCCUUUGCCUUUAAUUUUUGUGGUCUCGUAGCCUUUAGCAACAACACGGUUAUUAUUGGGAAAUAAUGCCUUACACUUUUUAAACCUGGCUCAGAGGUACCAUGCUUGUAAAUAUCGGCACGUCAUAAAGGACCAGCAUGGUGUAAAUGUUUAAUGAAUUAAAAUCGGAAGACGAUCGUGUUGUUCAACAGAUGUAAACUUGCGGUCAAACAGGCCUAUAGAUGCAAGAAAGAAAGCCAGCUGGUCAUUUUUAUGCUCUUUGCAAUAUGUCAGCAAAUGUUACUUUCCAUCAACUUCUUGGCUUAACCUUAUCAUUUUUUCCUGAUAUCAUACUGUUUGCGUGGAGCUUGGGUUGUUAAGGAAACUAUAAAGGGACCUUUAUAAAAGAGCCACAUUAUGCGCAAGUAUAAAGCGGUUUUACAGGGUCAUUUCGGUUCCCUGUUGGGAUUAUUUUUCCAUCUUGUAAAUACGUCGAAAACACUAUUGUUUACACUUUGGCUUAAAAACUGUGUAACUACAUUGUAAUCAAUAAAGCUAUUAUUUGUGCUGGGGGCAA